UUCCCUCUCUUGAAGAAAGUAUCCAUUUCUCUCUCUCUCUCUCUCUCUCUCUCUCUAAAAACCAAACAGUAAGAGAGAGUAGAACAAGCACCGAAGCAACGUUGCUUUCUCUAAUACUUGAAAUGGCUCAGAAGCAAUUCUUUAUGUAGAAAAAGUUUGUAGAGAGAGAGAGAAUAGAUUGACCGCCAUUGAAGCACAGUAUAGAAGAUUACUCCGCAAUUGUCAUUUUCGUAUUCGUUGUGUUUUCGAAGCUUAUUGAAGCCGAGAUAGUCUCAAACUUUGCUGAAAAACAGUGUUCGAAUUGAAUUCGACGUGCUCGAUUGAGGCGUAUAUUGGUUUUCUGGUUCGAUUCGAAGCCAAUUUCAGCCGAUUGAUGGAACGAAUUGCGAGUACUGAGCUUAGAUCCGCGACUUGCGCUGUGAAAUCUGAAGAAAUUGGAGUUGAAACCCUUCAAUUCGGUGAUGAAAUCGAGAUAUUAAUGCCGCCGGAAUCUGGAAGUUCCUUUACUGCUCUUCUCGAGCUUCCGGCGAACCAAGCCAUGGAACUCCUACACUCUCCGGCGAUGCUUCCCGGCGAAAUUUGGUGUAAUCAUCACCAAAUCGAACCCUACACUGCUCUACUUGAACGAGCUUCUAGGAAUUCCGUCUUCGCUACCGAGAGUUCGCCGGAGACGAACUCAAUUCCGUCCAAUUCAAGUGGGAAUUCGCACAAAGCGAAACAGGAACCGGUCGAUUCGGAUUCAAACCCUAACUCAUCUGAUCCAAUGGCUCAAAACAACAAUCCAAAAUCAACAAAGCGAAAGGAGCGAGAGAAGAAGGGUAAAGGGUCGAUGAAAAAGAGCAAAAGCGUCGCAAAUGAGGCCUCCGAUGACGGCGAUAAGCUUCCCUACGUUCACGUCCGAGCUCGGCGCGGCCAAGCUACAGAUAGCCAUAGCUUAGCUGAGAGAGCUAGGAGAGAGAAGAUUAAUGCUCGGAUGAAGCUACUUCAAGAACUGGUCCCCGGAUGCAAUAAGAUUUCAGGUACAGCUAUGGUGCUGGAUGAAAUUAUUAGCCAUGUACAGUCCCUACAACGUCAAGUGGAGUUCUUAUCAAUGAGACUUGCGGCUGUUAACCCAAGAAUUGAUUUCAACCUUGACAAUUUAUUGGCUGCAGAAAAUGAAUCUCCAAUGGAUGGUAAUUUCCCGGGCACGGUUAUGCCACUGAUGUGGUCAGAAGGACAAGUCAACGGGAACAUACAACAGUAUCAACAGUUGUGGCAUUUUGAUGGACUUCAUCAGCCAGUUUGGGGAAGAGAAGACAACGCUACCUUCAUUACUCCAGAGAACUCACUAUUGAGUUAUGACUUGUCAACAAAUUCAGCAUGUCUGCCCCCAAAUCAGCUCAAAAUGGAGCUAUGAAGAUGGACCAAAGCUGCAAUUGUAGCUACUAGUGUAUAUAUGGAACAUAGUAUUACUGUAUUAGCAAUUAGCAGAGAAGUAACGAGGAGGCCUCGACGUUCUACUUGUGUUUCCAUGCCAUGCCUUCCCGUUUACUUGAAAAUACAUAUUUAUAUCAAUGCUGGAGAAGAGAAGAUCCGAGUAUGUUUUGCCAUAUAUUUUGUUAAUACUAACUUAAGCGGGUCAUUCAAUCUGAUAUACAGGUAUGAAAAAGAUUGAUUGAUUCAUACUGUAAAGACAUAGACAAGCUAUGCCUUUGCCGACAUUAUUCGAAGUUAAGCCUUUUUGUUUGAUGUUCCCUUGCUUUUUGGACAUUGGGUUGGCUUUAUGAAUAUAUAUAUAUAUGAACGGAGUGCUUCCCUCCUUUUCUCUUUC
This is a messenger RNA of Camellia sinensis, 1810 nucleotides long. RefSeq names its product transcription factor bHLH48. Gene Ontology annotation, biological process: regulation of DNA-templated transcription. The record is from RefSeq and is a predicted model, not a curated record. NCBI's taxonomy places the organism in Eukaryota, Viridiplantae, Streptophyta, Magnoliopsida, Ericales, Theaceae. Gene Ontology annotation, cellular component: nucleus. Gene Ontology annotation, molecular function: DNA-binding transcription factor activity; protein dimerization activity.